This is a messenger RNA of Vicia villosa (hairy vetch), 753 nucleotides long. RefSeq lists its product as uncharacterized. The record is from RefSeq and is a predicted model, not a curated record. NCBI's taxonomy places the organism in Eukaryota, Viridiplantae, Streptophyta, Magnoliopsida, Fabales, Fabaceae. The transcript has a single exon. Bases 48 to 572 code for a protein of 174 amino acids.
AUUCUACUCAAACAAGAAACAAAAACAAAAGCAUCCUAUUCAUAUAUAUGGAGAAACAGAAACUCUCAGAAAAAGAAAAGAAAGAAGAGUCAAAUUACAGUAACAAAACUGUGUGGGAUUGUGGAAGCACUCUCUAUGAUUCUUUCGAACUCAACUCCUUCAAACACCAGCUUGACUCAGCCAUAAACAGAUCACUUUCAAUGUCUCAUUUACCAGAACGUCGGGUCACAAUUCUUCAGAAAUCAUCUUCUUCGUCGUCUUCUUCUACGUCGGUUACCUCGAGGAAGCCGUACAAGAUCUCUCGCUCUUUUCAGAAGUUUAUUCGUUCCGUUUUCAAGUCAAGCAAUGAUAAAUCCAACGUUUCUUCAAGCAGCAAUAGUUUCACAGUGGAAGAAAAAUCUUCUAAUGAGCGUUUCUACGUGGUUUAUGAUAAAUCUGGAUCGGUUCUUUCUACUAUACCAGAAGCUCCUGAAUUUGAGAUUGGUUCUCUUUCGCCGGAGAUUUCUUCUUUGGUUAAAAGGUCUGCUUCGGAGCGGUUCACGACCGCCACAAUUGGUAUUGUGUGUGCUUAAAUUUAGGGUUUUUACAAUAAACUGUGUAAUUUUAACCCGAAUGGGAUGUAGCUUAAUUAUUGUCUUAAUCAAGUUGUUAUUAGUUUUUUAUUAGAGUUGAUUAGAUUAUUAUUGUACGUUAGUUAACCUUAUUGGGGUUUGUGUGCAACAUUUGGGUUUUAAAUAUAUCUAUAGCUUAAUA